Molecule: messenger RNA, 2190 nt
Organism: Myxocyprinus asiaticus (Chinese sucker)
Lineage: Eukaryota; Metazoa; Chordata; Actinopteri; Cypriniformes; Catostomidae
Gene: mettl4
Product: methyltransferase 4, N6-adenosine
Exons: 8
Coding region: 106-1407 (433 amino acids)
Cellular component (GO): nucleus; RNA N6-methyladenosine methyltransferase complex; cytosol
Molecular function (GO): RNA methyltransferase activity; site-specific DNA-methyltransferase (adenine-specific) activity; nucleic acid binding
Source: RefSeq, a predicted model, not a curated record
UCACUGAGCACACAUCGCCGCGUGCAUUCGCAUCGAGCUGAACAGAUGAAAUAAUUAAUUACGAGCAGUUUAGGCGGUCCUUAUAAUUGUUUUAAUAUUUUGCAAAUGUCCAUUGUGUUUGCUAACAGUUGGGGCUGGCUGUUGGACUCCUGCUCUCACAUUGAUGAGGGUUUGCAGUACUGUAUGAAUGCUUUUGAUGGGCAUGCAAAUACCCGAUUCUUCAAAUGCAGUUUUAAGAGACACUAUUUUGAUAUAUCGAGACCCCAUAUUACAGCUAAACAAAACACAGAUGCCUUAACCAGCGAGUGUCUGUUAGUUACGCAGAGAUCUGCCAAUGGCGAACAUGCAAAGAUUGAUCUAAAGACACGAAAGAAACGAAAGCGAAAGCAGCGUGAUCUGAAUACAGGAGAGUUAAAUGCCCAUGCAUAUCAUGAAAAGAUCCGGUCAGUGGUUUUGGAGGGUUCACAGUCUCUUGUUGAAGCCGGUUGUAAAUGUGGAUACUUGACGGGGGGUUUGACUGUAGUGCCCUCUGAACUCAUGCCAGUACAGGAGUGCCAGCUGGCUGCAUUAUGUGACAUGGCCAAACAGCUCCCAUUGACAGAUGAUUCUACAGCAGCACCAGUACAGACACUGAAUAGAGAUGAUCUGGACGCGCCGCUUGAUUUAUUCUCUUACAUCACCGAAAACCCAUACGACUGUGCUUAUGAGGUCACAUUAAUGAGGGAGAGAUAUCUGUUGCCCCCUCGCAGCCGUUUCCUGCUGUCUGACAUCACACGUAUACAGCCACUGGUCAACUGUGGAGACAAAUUUGACCUCAUAGUCCUUGAUCCACCCUGGGAGAAUAAAUCUGUCAAAAGAAGCAACAGAUACAGUUCCCUGCCGUCCUCUCAGCUCAAGCAGCUUCCUGUACGCUCAUUGGCUGCCCCAGGAUGUGUGGUGGUUACCUGGGUAACUAACCGUGCACAGCACCUGCGUUUCGUCAGAGAAGAGCUCUACCCGCAUUGGGGAGUGGAAGGGCUGGCGGAGUGGCUCUGGGUCAAGGUGACCUGCUCAGGAGAGUUUGUGUUUCCUCUGGACUCUCAACACAAGAAGCCAUAUGAAGUGCUGGUGUUAGGCAGGUAUCCAUGCAGCGCUGACCACACAGUCAGGUCUUCAACAGAGCUUCCAGAACAACGGCUUCUAAUCAGUGUCCCCUCCAUAUUACACUCUCAUAAGCCUUCAUUAUCAGCUGUGCUGAAGCCGUACAUUAUUCACCAACCCAAGUGUUUAGAGCUGUUUGCCCGAAGUCUCCAGUGUGAUUGGACGAGCUGGGGAAAUGAGGUCAUCAAGUUCCAACACAGCAGCUAUUUUACCAAAGAGACCAUUGAAGAGCCAACAAGCACAUCUGACACUGCACACGCUCUGUAGACUAAACAUUUAAGUUCAUGUGUUAAUGCGAUUUGUUUUAAUUAACGUGUCGUAGAUUAUAACAUUUGAUCAUUUAAUAGGUAUAGAGCGUGCAAAGGCCACGUAAUAGGUUCUUUGUCUCGUCAUGCCUGUUAUACAUAAUUCAGACAUAUUAUGUUAUUAGUUUGGGAUCAGAAUCUGUUUACGAACUUCCAAUAAGGAAAAAAUUACGUUUUUAUUCUAUAUGGAUCAGCUUGAUUAAAUGUGCUAGUAUUUGGGUGUUUUUAUCUGGAUACUUUAUUUUAAUGUAAUUUGUAAGAGAGUGAUAAGUUUAUAAAAAUGCAUUUUAUGACUCUUUUGUUGCAUAUGUUUAUAGUAUUAACUUUUUUUAACUGAAAGUUGAUUUUAUACAUAACUAUCGGGUUUUAAGAUUGAAUAUGAACAGCUUUACGAAUAGAAAUUUCAGAAUUGCAUACAAACCUCAGUGUUGUUAAAGUCUAUGGCCAUUUUUGAGGCUACACUUUUGCUACUAUCGUGUGAAUUAUUCUAAUAUUUCAACUUGUAACAACUAAUGCUUGGGGUUUUGUUAAUUUUGUCAUAUGCUGUCAAUAGUUUUGACACGUAUUCAAUAAUUCUGCUGUUUUUUAUGAUCAAUGCACCUACACUUUGGGAAUCAAUUGUUUGACUCCUGUUGUGUUGCUUGGCAUAUCAAAGUGUAAAAUUUGAGUGUUAAAAUUGGCAAUAAACCUAAAGGAAUAGUUGACCCAAAAAAUGAAAGUUCUCUCAUAAUUUACUCACCCUCAU